Messenger RNA from Aaosphaeria arxii CBS 175.79, 1728 nucleotides. Its product is annotated as FAD/NAD(P)-binding domain-containing protein. The transcript has 3 exons. Bases 1 to 1728 code for a protein of 575 amino acids. Lineage: Eukaryota; Fungi; Ascomycota; Dothideomycetes; Pleosporales. Gene Ontology annotation, molecular function: oxidoreductase activity. The record is from RefSeq and is a predicted model, not a curated record.
AUGUCGUCCCCUACGAACGGGAAGGGGAAAGACAAGGUGGAGAGGAAGAAGCGCGUGUUAAUUGUUGGAGCUGGUGCUGCAGGAAUGUCAUGUGCCCACCACCUCGCACAGCACCCAGACAAAUUCGACAUCACCCUCGUCGACGCAGUCGACUACUGCGGCGGCCAAGCCUUCACCAUCGACAUCGACAAAGAGAAGCAUGGCGCGAGCUGGCUGAACCAAGGCGUCCAGGGCGGGAGUUACAUAUUCCACCACACGAUGACCAUGUUCGCGCGACAAGGACACCACGCCGACCCAGUCGAACUCCAAGUCUCCUUCGGCAAAGACGAAACCUUCUGGACCAACGUCUUCCCGACCGAGCUGCUCGCAAAGCACCAGAAAGAAAUCAAGCGCUUCGCGUGGAUGCUUCGCAUCGUGAGGCGUCUUGAGCUUGUCUUUGCGUUACUGCCGAUAAAGUACCUCCUGAAGCUGUUCUUCUUCUCGUCCGAGUUUACGAACACUAUUGUCCUCCCUAUGGUCGCUCUAUUCCUCGGCACGGGGAAUGCAACUCCGGAGGUCCCGAGUAUCAUCGUGGAGCGCCUCUGCACGAGUCCGACAUACGGAAUGUGGUACCCGCCCGACGAGCUGAGCGUCGCGAGCAACCUACCGCCCAUGGUCGUGUUUCCGAGGUUUGGGUCGUUCUACGAGGCGUGGAGACGGGAUUUGGUGGGUAGGGGGGUUAAGGUGAGGUUGUCGACUGAGGUCACGGGGGUGGUGAAGAGGGAUAAAACGGGUGUGACGGUGAGGACGGUGAAGAGGACGCCCGCGAAGGACGGGCAUAACCCGAAUAGUGCGUGGGUGCCUCACGAUGCGGAGAGUAAUGCGGAUGCGGGCGCGAAGGAGGUCGAGGAGGAGUAUGAUGAGUUGGUGCUUUGUGUGCUUGCUGACACCGCCAAACGUAUCCUCUCCCGCACCUCCUCAUUCCGCGAGCGCAAAGUCCUCGGCGCCGCCAAAUUCUCCGACGACAUAACCGUCACCCAUACCGACGCCGCCUACAUGAAAAAGCACUACACCAACACCUUCACCUCCUCCGUCCCGACCCUCUCCGGCGUCUCCCAAUCCACGCGCAACGCCUUCGGCUCCACCUCCUUCAAACCCAUGUACCUCAUAAAGACCUACCCCUCCUCCCGCUCCAAACUCGAAAUGUGCUUCGACUGCACAAACUACCAGUCCCAGUUCCCCCCCUCCGUCCCCUUCGAAAACCACGUCUUCCAGACAAUCUUCCUCAACAAGUCCCGCGACUCCCACCUCUGGACCAUCGACGACAUCGCGCCCGACAAGGUCAUCCGCAGGGACUGGUGGCACCAGCUCUGCCACUCCUGGACCCACUACCUCUUCGUCGUGCCCUUCGUCUUCCUGCUCCAGGGGCGCAGGCGUACGCGCUUCGCGGGCGCGUGGACCCUCGUGAAUGCGCAUGAGGUCGCGGUGAUUAGCGGGAUUGCGGCGGCGGUGGAUCUGGGGGCGAGGUAUCCGGAGGAUUUGGAGAGGGAUGGGUUUGCGUUGUUGUGCUUUCGGUUGUAUUAUCUGCUAGCGUAUGGGAAGUGGUAUAAGAGGAGAUUGGGAAAGGGGGAGAGGGAGGGGGAGGGGAAGGAUUGGGGCAGUGGGGUUUAUGGGAGUGUGUAUGGGGGGCCGGGGGUUAGUGGGAGGGAGAGGUUGACUUGGAGGGAGGAGAAUGGGGUGGAGGAUUGA